CUCUUCCUCCUCCUCCUCCCGACCUGUCUUCCUCGCGCCGCGGCCCAGCCGGCGUCCGCUCCGCCGAGCGACGAAUCCUCCUCUUCCACCCCAGCCUUCGACGACAACUUCAACCCCUACCUCAGGGUCGUCGUCGUCUUCCUCUUCCUCCUCUCUGCCUACUCCGUCUUCAUCCUCCGCUGCUCCCUCGCCCCCGAGGGCUCCGUCUCCGUCCCCUCGCUCCGCCGCCUCGCCGCCCCUCGCGGCCUCGACCCCGCCGUCGUCGCCGUCGAGACCUUCCCGACCGUCGCCUACUCCGCCGUGAAGGGGCACAAGACCGGCGAGGCGUCGCUGGCGUGCGCGGUGUGCCUGAACGACUUCGAGGACGACGACAUGCUCCGCCUGAUCCCGAAGUGCGACCACGCCUUCCACCCGGACUGCAUCGGCGCGUGGCUCGGCUCCCACACCACCUGCCCCGUCUGCCGCGCGGAGCUCGCGGAGCAGCCGGCCGGCGACUCGGAAAGUCAACAAGCCGAGUCGGGCACCGAGCCACCGCGGGUCGAGGUGGCGGUGGAGGCGGCGCCGCCGGAUGCCGGCGCGGCAGAGAGGAGCCAGGGAGGAAGAGAACGAGAGGGAAUCCAGCCGCCCGAUCUAUGGGACAAGAACGAGAGCAAUAAUCGCAACCGUACACGUGGCUCGAGCCAAAUGCGAAGGUUUUCCCGCUCGCACUCGACCGGGCACUCGCUGAUCCGACCGGGCGAGGACACCGAACGCUUCACGCUGAGGCUGCCGGCCGAGGUGAGGAGGCAACUGAUGGACCGGCCCAUGCCGGACCGGGCCCAUGAAGGCAGCUCGAGGCGAGGGUACCGGUGCGGAGGCGAGGGGAGCAGCCGAGGGAGGCACUUCAGGAGGCCAGACCGGCUGGACCGGGCGGCCAAGUCGGAGAGGUGGGCUUUCAACAGGAUGCCGUCGUUCUUUACGCGCGUGUCGUCGGCCCUCUCGCCUAGAGUGGCUGCCGACGGCAGCGGUGGAGGGUCCUCUCGUGGUUCGGCGCAACAGGCCCGACCGGCCAUUUAGUGCGUAAAUUAGUGAG
Syzygium oleosum is the source of this 1072-nucleotide messenger RNA. Its product is annotated as E3 ubiquitin-protein ligase ATL6-like. The transcript has a single exon. NCBI's taxonomy places the organism in Eukaryota, Viridiplantae, Streptophyta, Magnoliopsida, Myrtales, Myrtaceae. The annotation marks the transcript as partial. The record is from RefSeq and is a predicted model, not a curated record.